AGUCUACUUAAAACCUUGCCUACUACCAACCACAAUUGUUUCUUAGUUUUUAAGCAACACCACCUCCUUUUCUUCUUUCUCACUUUUAUUAGUUCAAGAAAGUAAUCAAAAUAAAAUUUUAGAUGCUUCAUUUAAAUAGUUUUAAAAUUAUUUAUUAUUUUUUUUUGAUUUUUUUUUUUACAGAGCUAUGGUCACUUAUUUCCUCUAAAUUAUUCUCUAUUUUUCUUUGUUGAGAUAAAUAAUGUUUCUUCUCUUUUUUCCCAUUUUGGCUUGACCUUGAUAUCAUCGUUACCUCCAAAGUAAAAGGUAGUUAAUGUAUUUCUUAAAAUUAAGGGGGGUGUAUGUUAAAUUAGUAAAUUACGAAAUUGACUGUACAGAGAGCCUUUAGGUACAACUUCCAAAUAGGAAAGUACAACAGUAGAACGUUGAAAGAUCUUUUUCUUUAUUACCUGUAAAGAAAUCAAGAAAAUCUCCAUUUUUGAAGCACACCCUUUGUAAGAAAACUCAAAAGGGUGUCUGAAAAAAUGGUAAAAGAGGAGCUCUUGAUAGAAGAACAAGAAGAAAGGCAACUGGGUUCAGUAAAGGUCCCGCUGUGUGUGGGGUUCAGGGAAGGACCGGUUCUAUUAGAAGAAGAAGGUGCAGUAAAGCUCCCGCUAUGCAGGGGUUCUGGGGAGGGACUAUUGGAAGAAGAAGAAGGAGGAAAAUGGAAUGUUGAAGAGGAGAAGAAGAGGAGAAAAUGCAAGAAUGUAAUUGAAGAAAUAGCGGAGAAGUUGAAGAGUGAAGUGGUGGAAGAGGUAGUUAAGAUUGAAGCAGCUAAAGAUAUUAGGAAAUUGGUGAGGAAAUCAUCUUCUUCCGGCAAGACUCGUUCACGGUUUGCUGCUGCUGGUGUUAUUCCGCCCUUGGUUCAUAUGCUUCACCCUUCUUCUUCUUCUUCUUCUUCUCUUCUUGCUCGUGAAGCUGCUUUAUUAGCCCUCCUAAAUCUUGCCUCCCGUAAUGAACGAAACAAGAUAAGGAUCGUUGCGUCUGGUGCCAUCCCUCCACUUGUGGAGCUUCUCAAGUUCCAGCAUGACAAUUUGAAAGAACUAGCAACUGCUGCUAUUUUGACAUUGUCAGCUGCUGCAACCAACAAACCAACAAUAGCUGCAUCCGGAGUUGGACCUCUUCUGGUGCAGAUCCUGAGUUCAGGAACUGUUCAAGGAAGAGUUGAUUCCGUCACAGCCCUCCACAAUCUCUCCACAAGCAAAGAAGAUCCCAAGCUGGUUCUUGAUGCUAGAUCGGUUUUUCCACUAAUGAAUCUCCUCAAAGACUGCAAGAAGUAUUCCAAGUUUGCAGAGAAAACCACAGCCCUCUUGGAAAUCCUCUCUAAUUCUGAGGAGGGAAGAGAUGCAAUUACAAAUGCAGAGGGUGGUAUACUGACUCUAGUGGAGACUGUUGAAGAUGGGUCACUCGUCAGCACAGAGCACGCUGUUGGAGCUUUGCUGUCAUUGUGUCAGAGCAGCCGAGACAAGUACAGGGAACUCAUUCUCAAAGAAGGCGCCAUUCCAGGCCUUUUACGACUAACUGCAGAGGGCACACCUCAAGCUCAGGAAAGAGCUAGAGCACUUUUGGACUUACUUCGAGACUCUCCUGCUGAAAAUAGAUUCUCAUCGUCCACAUUGGAAAGAAUAGUGUAUGACUUUGCUGCGCAAGUAGAUGGAACAGAUAAAGCUGCUGAAACAGCCAAGAGAUUGUUGCAAGACAUGGUUCACAGAAGUAUGGAGUUGAGCAUGAGUCAUUUACAGUUGCGGGCUUCAUCUUGUACCCCUUCAAAGGUGCAGUCUGUAUAAUAGUUAUAUAGUAUACAGCUAAGAGAAAAGAAGCUAUGUAAAUGGACUAUAUUAGCUCUUCUUCCUCUGCCUGAUUUUAUGUGGAAAGGCCCGAGUUGCAUAGACCAUAUAACUGGAAGCUGGUAGCUAGUAGAUAGUAUUACAUGCUGGCGGUAACACCAGUGGCCUUGUUAAGGUGAUUUUCUUGACCUUAAUUAGCAUUGUACAUUUCUAAUUUAAUCACUCAUUUGUAAAGUUUGCAAGUUCUUGCACAUUGCCAUUUCGCAUAUGUUACAUCUAUCAUUAUUUUGUGCAAAAGAAAAUUCAUUGUACCUAGGUCUUUGUCAUUUGGCAUUAUACAGUUUCUUCCUAAA
This is a messenger RNA of Capsicum annuum, 2179 nucleotides long. RefSeq names its product U-box domain-containing protein 4. Bases 525 to 1826 code for a protein of 433 amino acids. Gene Ontology annotation, cellular component: cytoplasm; nucleus. The transcript has 2 exons. Gene Ontology annotation, molecular function: protein binding. Lineage: Eukaryota; Viridiplantae; Streptophyta; Magnoliopsida; Solanales; Solanaceae. The record is from RefSeq and is a predicted model, not a curated record.